CUAAUAUGAUACAACUUAAUCCUGACAUCAAAACAGGUAAAACUUCAUUUUCAAAGUACAUUGUUUAGUUUGCUGUUUUUCUUAAGUAUAAUGUUUUGUGUACCAUUGUUUUAUUGCAACAAAAGCACUUAUGAACUCCAUGGCAGCUGAGGUGCAAGCUAAGGUGUCAUUUCAGCAAGCAUACAGGACUAAGAGCGCUGUUUUAGAACAACUAGAAAUGUCCAUAAAAGAACAAUAUGCUAGGGUGCAAGACUAUGCGCAUGAGCUGAGAAGGGACCCAGCAACCACUGUUGAUAUCAAAUGUGAUUUCAACAACGCUGAAAAGCUGCCAAUUUUUAAAAGAAUGUAUAUUUGCUUAGGAGCAUUGAAGAUGGGGUUUAAGAGUGGUUGCAGACCCAUUUUGGGACUAGAUGGCUGUCAUUUGAAAAGUGCAUAUGGAGGGCAGUUGUUGUUUGUAGUGGGGUUUGAUGCCAACAACACAACCUAUGUAGUGGCUUAUGCAAUGGUAGAGAUGGAGAGUAAGGAUAGUUGGAUAUGGUUUCUACGGUUGUUGGAGAAGGAUCUUAAUAUCACUGGAGAAGGAAAUGGAUUUACAUUCAUUUCCGACAAGCAAAAAGGGUUGCUUCCUGCAUGUGAAUCGAACAAGUCCUCCCUCUUGCUGAUCAUAGGUUUUGUGUGAGACAUCUAUGGACCAACUUCAACAAGUUGUUUCUUGGAAAACCAAUGAAGGACCAACUUUGGGCAAUUGCUAAAUCUUAUUACUUGAAGGAGAUGGUGAUGAUUAAGGAGAUGCAAUCAGAUGCAUAUGACUGGUUAACUGACCCAGAUGAACCAACAAGGAACCCUAAACACUGGUGUAGAGCGCAUUUUAACACAAUUCUUAAGUGCGAUGUGCUUUUGAACAACUUGUGUGAAACCUUCAAUGCAUUCAUAUUACCAACUAUGUCAAAGCCAGUCAUUUCUUGCUUUGAGGAUAUCAAGGUAAAGUUGAUGAAGAAGGUUGCUGCAAGGAAAGAGAAGAUGAGCAAAGUCAUCGAUCCCAUUUGCCCUAAGCCUAGGGAGAUAUUAGAGAAGAACAAGGUUAAGUCUACAACUGAUUGUAUCCCUAGUGGUACUGGCAGCCCAAUGAUCGAAGUGGAUAGCAUUGGAGGAGGGAGGUAUAUGGUUGAUCUGCAGAGAAGGAAGUGUGCUUGUAGAAGGUGGGACCUAACUGGUAUUCCUUGCAAGCAUGCCGUAUCUGCUAUCAACUUCAUGAGGCAAAAGCCCGAAGGCUAUGUUGAUGCCUGCUACCUGACCAAGACAUACAUGGACAUUUACCCGCACACAGUGACACCUGUCAAUGGGAUGGACAUGUGGAUGCCUACAAAUGAACAAGCAAUCCUCCCACCUCAAUAUAAUAGACAGCCUGGUAGGCCAAAGACUAAAAGAAACAAAGAAGCAUCUGAAAGGAACACUGAAGGAGGCCUCAAGCUUGGAAGGGUUCAAAAAUCUUUGAGGUGUCGCAACUGUGGCACAUUGGGUCACAACAUCAAGACGUGUCAUAAACAUCUUCCACCUAAAACAUCAGCAGCUCAUGGGACUGGGACAAAGAAGAGAAGACUGAACAGUGGAGAAGCACCAUCUACUAAGGAAAAGGGUACCAAACCACCACCAAAAACCAAGAAUGAGCUUAGGACAAAGGCACAGCUGAGAAAAGCUGCAGCAAAGGAUAAAAGAGAUGAAAAAAGGGCAGCAGAAAAAGCAGCAGCAAUGGCAGCAGGUAAAGGUCUGCCAACUAGGAGUAGACCACCAAAAGCUACUACCAGCACUGUUUGAAAUGCUUCUGCAAAUGCACAACCUUCUCAAGCAUCCUCAAGAUCAUCAGUGAGGAUCCGAGCAAAUGCAAACAAGGGAGGAAAAUAGAGGAUGAGAAGAGAGGGAUAAGCAACCGAGGUCAGGAUUAAUAGAUGCAAAGUUGCAUUUUUUGUGCAACCACGUGCUACGUCACAUGGUUGCUAGGUCUAAUCUUUUGCUUAGAUGAUUAGAGCUCGAGUUUUAUGCAACUUAAUCCAAACAUUUGUGUUUUGUUAGUUUGGAUGUAAACUCACAUUAUGCAUCUAUUAUAUUUGGUUGCUAACUCUGAACAAGUUUCUGGAAAUUUAUGGUUUUGAUGCAUUGUUCGAUAUGAA
Fragaria vesca subsp. vesca is the source of this 2168-nucleotide messenger RNA. RefSeq lists its product as uncharacterized. The coding region runs from base 724 to 1815 and encodes 363 amino acids. Gene Ontology annotation, molecular function: zinc ion binding. The transcript is spliced from 4 exons. NCBI's taxonomy places the organism in Eukaryota, Viridiplantae, Streptophyta, Magnoliopsida, Rosales, Rosaceae. The record is from RefSeq and is a predicted model, not a curated record.